Messenger RNA from Cooperia oncophora, 387 nucleotides. NCBI's taxonomy places the organism in Eukaryota, Metazoa, Nematoda, Chromadorea, Rhabditida, Trichostrongylidae. The record is from the annotation of a GenBank genome assembly.
AUGGAAUGCCGGUUGUGUUGCAAAACCUUCUUAACUGUCAAAGAAGUCGUAAUACACGAACGUGUGUCCCAUGCAAGGGUGCGAAAGCUUUCCUCGUAUGAGUGCGAGUACUGUGGAGAUUGUUUCGCAACUAAGCAUGUGCGCGAUAAUCAUCUCCUGAGGCACUUUGAAGAAAGUAUUGGUGAUAUCUGGGAUCGCGUGGAGCAAAUGCAAUGUGAACUAACAGGUGUGGUAGUGAUAAAUCAGUGCCCAAUAUGUUCGUCAGUCCUGGCAACUAGAAGAAGUUUUCGGGUGCACGUUGUACAGAAGCAUCUGCUGAAGGAUCCAGAAGUGUUUUUAGGUCAAUUUUUUUUCAUUGUCAAGUCGACGUUUUCACUGGAUUCCUAG